Chondrus crispus (carragheen) is the source of this 987-nucleotide messenger RNA. RefSeq lists its product as hypothetical. Bases 1 to 987 code for a protein of 328 amino acids. The record is from RefSeq and is a predicted model, not a curated record. Lineage: Eukaryota; Rhodophyta; Florideophyceae; Gigartinales; Gigartinaceae. The transcript has a single exon.
AUGUGCACCCUUACAUGCAAGGUGGACUUUGGAAGGUAUCACUGCACCGAAAAAGCAAACAAUGGAGAAUGCGUUUGUGCGCCGCAGCAGCCGCAGGUGGUGGUCAAGCCUGUUGCAUCCGAACUGGGACCCGGGCCGCUUCUAGGAGGACAGAGCGAUCUCAACGGUCCUCAGGAGCAAACGUGUGUCGAUAAGCCUGUCGGAUUCCAGUUCCCAGACGCCGUUCCUUGUGUUUCGAUUCGUGCGGACGUGGUCAAGGAGCGCGUGCAUUUCAUCAUGGGGAAGACUGACGACUGCACAGUACGCACGGGAGAGGCACCGGAGACGCGGUACAUGGAAACGACUCCUGACAAUGUGGGACUGCAGGGGUGCGUGUACGUAUGCAAGAUGAAGGCGCCGAAAUGCACGGGGCCUAAGGCAGAAGGCAAGUGCAGAUGCGCAAGCCCAGGGAUCAGCAAGCAGCUGGUGGCGAUGAGCCAGCUUGCUGGGACCACACGCCUUGUAGAAAAGUGCACCAGCGACAAAGGUUGCGAGCCGUGCGGAUUUUGCAAGAACAGUGUGUGCGAGCUUAAGAAGGAGGCUCAUCUCGGAAGCAACUGCGACUGCGGAAAAAUCUGCCCAGCGAAGGAUUACCGGUUGCGCAAGACGGGUGCGAGCAUCUCAUGCGAACCCAACUUUUCGAUGGAUUGCAUGGCGAGGCCAGACUGGAUGGACAUGAAGACGGCGCCAAAUGGCAAGGCGACAAGUUUCUUGGACGGCACAGAGGUCCCCGACUUGUGUACGGCUGGACCAACGGAUGCGAGCGAUAUGUGCGGAUGCGCGCCUGGGUAUGAAGAGAGACUUGUUUCGAAUGAUACGGAGAGGGUUUGUGUCAAGCCUUCGCCGUUGCCGGCACCGACCAAGCCUCAGGAUGCCAUGCCUGAGGAGGGGGACGUUGCGCCCGUUGAGAUUUUGCCGGAAGCGGGUGGCACUAUCGGGAAGGACUAA